AUGGACAAUAACCAAGCUCUGUCGGACCUCUUCGACGGCUCUGAGAACCUCUUCAGUAUGCUGGAGUCACUGGAGGACGACAGGGGGAGUCUCCUCUCGCCAUUGGAAGAGGUUUUCAGCCCUCGGGGCUCCUCAUCCGCCGAUUUGGAGGCUCCAGCCUCUCGCAAGAGGAUGAGGAUGGGGGACUAUGCAGCGGCUGCCAUCGCUGUCGCCGGAGAGGGGCAGAUGAGGAUGUCCCAUAUCACCGUGGAGAGGAACCGGCGAAAACAGAUGAACGAGCACCUUUCCGUGUUGAAGUCCCUCAUGCCUUGUUUCUAUGUGAAGAGGGUAAUAUAUCUGUCCUCAUCUCUUAUUCAUCUGAGUAAUCUCUUCGUCCAAGUUUCUCUGCAUAUCCUCUCUCUCUCUCUCUCUCUCUCCUUUUCUACCUAUCUCUAAGUCUCACUUCCGUGUUCACCUUUUAUUUACUGUCAAACCUAAUUGAAACGUGGACGCCAGUACUCUUUUUUCUUCAUUGCCGGACUGCCGUAUGCUUUCCGUAUCCAUCGGCUUGAUAGUUUUUCUCUCUUCUGUUAUGGCCAUGCUACCACACAGCCCAACCUCUCUUUCUCUCUCUCUCUCUCUCUCUCUCUCUCUCUCUCUCUCGCUCUCUCGCUCUCUCGCUCUAAACAUGUGAACAUUAUACAGGGAGAUCAAGCGUCAAUAAUCGGAGGAGUGGUGGAGUACAUCAAGGAGCUGCAGCAGGUGCUACAGUCGCUGGAGGCGAAGAAGCAAAGGAAAGUGUACAGCGAAGUGCUAAGCCCUAGGCCAGUCUCAAGCCCCAGGCCAUCUCCCUUGAGCCCAAGGCCUCCUCCCCCCAGCCCAAGGAUAAGCCUCCCCAUCAGCCCCCGGACGCCCCAGCCGGGGAGUCCCUAUAAGCCUAGGGUGCAACAGUCUUAUCUCUCUCCCUCCAUAUCGCCCUCUCUUGAGCCCUCCGCCGUAUUCGACGGCGCCACCGAUCUGUCGGCGAACUCCAGGUCGCCGGUGGCUAAUGUGGAGGUGAAGUUUCUGGGCCCCAACGUUCUGCUGAAGACGAUAUCCCCUCGUAUCUCGGGCCAAGCCCUAAGGAUAGUCGCUGUUCUAGAGAGACUCGCUCUCGAGAUUCUCCAGGUGGACAUCAACACCGUUGACGACACCAUGCUCAACUCGUUCACCAUCAAGGUAGACCUCUCUCUCUCUCUCUCUCUCUCUCUCUCUCUCUCUCUAGAACGCUUAUAUUUUCUUUUCGGGUUUCUGGGGAGUUUCUACAGUUUAGUUGUCUCAUUCUCCAUCUCUCUUCUGCUGGUUUCUCUCUCUUAUCAAUGUUAUUCCUUGUUGUUCAGAAGAAGGGUACAUUUAAGUGGGGUCCUUCACAGAGUCACCCUCUUAGGGUCCAUUAAAAACUAGGGCUCUUAUCUUCUGUCUGUCUCAACCUUCUCUCUCUCUCUGUCUCUCUCUCUUUCUCUCUCUCUAACUCUAGAUAUUUUUACAUAUAUAUAUAUGCAACGCACUAAAACAAAGUUUGGGUAUCGAUUGAGAAAAAGCACAAGAGUGCAAGAUUAUUAUGCAUCAUUAUCCUCAGACAAAGAAGAUAAAAUAUUCGUAACUAUUCCUUCAUGGGCUUCUCGUCCAUGUUUCGGCAAUGACUGAUUCUAUCUCCGUCCGUUUCUCUCUCUAAACGUUUCUAUUCCUUCCUGCGUUUGAAUGCUCUUCACCUGUGGACAGAUUGGAAUUGAAUGCGAGCUGAGUGCAGAAGAUCUCGCCAACGAAGUACAGCAGACCUUUUCCUGA
Molecule: messenger RNA, 1806 nt
Organism: Spirodela intermedia
Lineage: Eukaryota; Viridiplantae; Streptophyta; Magnoliopsida; Alismatales; Araceae
Source: the annotation of a GenBank genome assembly